CUUGUGCACACUAAACUGUAAACACAGACAUACAAAAAUUAUUUUUUUCAAAAAUCAAAAUCCACAAAAAAUAUUUUUCGUAUCCGUUAUAAAUGUCAAUUUUGAAUGUGAAGUUUUGGUUGAAAUAGAAACAAAAUUUUUGAGUUAAAAACGAAACACGAAGACGCGAAAUGUCCGGCAUUCUCGGCUGGAUAAAGCCAACAGCCAGAAGUCAAUCUAAAUGCCUUACGCCGUGUCUCUCACAGAUCACCCGAUGCAUCAGCUACCACUCGCCCGUGUUCCGGCCGCGCUUUCUGCUCAAUGAGCGGGCAAGGCGACUCAAGCGGAUCGGCUUCCCGGCGACGCCGCUCCAAGUGCUCAACUGCAACUGCAGCGACGGCGUGCGAGUGCAGUUGUACUCGCAGAGUGCCGCCAACAAGGUGUUUACCUUCAAUGGCCGAGUCAACAUGCUGCGCAAGCGCAUCAGCUUCUCGGGCACACCCGGCGGACCGGAAGGCGCGCAGAGUGUCAUACCCAUUGGCCUGAUCACGCCGGAGAAGAAGGAUGGCAAGGACCUGAAGAUAGUAAUUGUGCCGCUGGACAUAGCCGGCAUGAAUGCCAACGAACUGAAGGAAACGCUGACGAGCAUCAAUCAGCUGAGAAAAUACGCAAAUGAAAUCGACGCGUUCUCCAGCAGCAUGGUGGACGACUUCAAUGCAAUGAUGCGGGAGGCGAACAGUCAAGCAACAGCCCACACGAAUGAACUUGCAGCAACAGCAGCACCAGAGGCAGCAGCCGAGGAGCAGCCUCAGCCUCAGUUGCAACAGCAGCAACAGAAGCAACCACCCGCCGCAGAGGAUGCAGAAUUCUGGCAGUCAUACACCACAGCGCCAAGCGCAGCGGAUAUGGACAUCGAUGCCAUUGCCAAGGGCCCAGCGCAACUGGGGGGCACUGCCGCAGCCCACGAGCAGCAGGCAAUGGGUGCCACGGGUGCCAUGCUGGACGGCAAUGUGACAACCUCCAGCCUGCCAACAGCCACACCAGCAAGACUACCGACCACGACGCAGCCCAAGGUACAGACGCAGGAUCAGGCAAAGGCGCACACCCAGGCCAAGCCCAAGGUGCAGCUCGAAAGCGAAGAGCAAGCGCAGCCGCAGCAGCAGCCGCAGCCGCAGGACAAUGCACAGCCCCUGCCCAAGACGCUGCCCAUACAGGACCCUGUACAGGCACAGCCGCAGGCAGGCAGCAAAGUGCUGGCCCAACUUGAACCAGCCAUCGAUGCUGCCGAGCUGGAGACCCUCGGAGGUGAUGACCUGCAGGGCGUGAAGAUUUCCGUGCCCCGGAGUCUGAGCGAUCGCCUGAACGACCUGGCCAUCUCCUCCAUGGAGCUGUCCUUCGAAAUGGACAUGACCAAUGUGCGCGAUGCCAUCGAGUGCAAGCAAACGGGCGGCCAGGCGCUGAUGCCCAACAGUCCCGUGGUGUCCAUGAACACACGUGUGGAGCUGGCCACGCCCGGUCUGCCCGAUCACACAGUGCCGCUGCAUUUCAAUGCCCUGAUCGCGGGCGUCGUCAAUGUGGACAUGAAGAAGCUGGAUCUGCAGAGCAUGACCGAGGAUCAGGUGCCGGACUUCAAUGACGAUGUCACCUCGCUGGCGGCCAAUUUGUGCAGCGCUGCCCUCGAGAAUGGGAUGUGUGUCGAUCAGAGUACGUUCCAGCAGGCUCCAAUGAUCGAUACACCGGCGGAGCUCAGCGACAAGGAGCUGUCGGAGAUGACGGACCAGGAGCUGGCGGCCCUGAAGAACCAGUAUGCCGCCAGGCUAUCGGAGCUGCAGCAAGAACUGUGCGCCGUCGAGCAAAUGGAUCCGGCCAUGACAGUGGCCGCCAUUGCCAAGUCGUUGAGUCCCGAGCAGGAGCGGGAGCUGCCCAAGAUAUCGACGCAGGCCCACACGGCUCUGAAUCGCGCCCAAGCCCAGAAGCACAUGAAGCAGACAACGGCGGCAGCAGCCCCACUGCAGGUCCGGUCGGGCAGCGCGGAGCCCGAGGAGCAGUUCCAGGGGCCCAUGCUGCGCGAUGGCUGCAAGCAUGGCGUCAUCAAGCCGAAGAAGAAGUGCAAGAAGAAGUGCCCGCUGGGCGAUCCCUGCAAGGAGGACAAGUGCAAGCGCCCGAAGAAGGGCGACAAGAAAUCGAAAAAGAAGAAGGCCUCGCUGAAUGCCACCCAGAUACGGGCCAGUGGUGGCAAGUCUUCGUGUGGUGGCAAAAAGGAUGCCAAAAAGAAGGACCCGUGCGCCAAGAAGGACGACAAAAAGAAGAAGGAUCCUUGCGCCAAGUUCAAGAAGGAUGGCGGCAAGAAGAAAGAUCCCUGUGGCAAGAAGGACGACAAGAAGAAGAAAGAUCCUUGCGCUAAAAAGAAGGACCCGUGCGCCAAGAAGGACCCGUGCGGCAAGAAGGACGGCGGCAAGGACAAAAAGAAGAAGGAUCCUUGCGCGAAGUUCAAGUCCGGCGCAAAGAAGGACCCGUGCGCCAAGAAGGACGAUAAAAAGAAGAAGGACCCGUGCGCGAAGUUCAAGUCCGGCGAAAAGAAGGACCCGUGCGCCAAGAAGGACGAUAAAAAGAAGAAGGACCCGUGCGCGAAGUUCAAGUCCGGCGAAAAGAAGGACCCGUGCGCCAAGAAGGACGAUAAAAAGAAGAAGGACCCGUGCGCGAAGUUCAAGUCCGGCGCAAAGAAGGACCCGUGUGCCAAGAAGGACGACAAAAAGAAGAAGGAUCCCUGCGCGAAGUUCAAGAAGGGCGGCGAUAAAAAGAAGGACCCGUGCGGCAAAAAGGACGACAAAAAAAAGAAGGACCCGUGCGCCAAGAAGAAGGACCCGUGCGGCAAAAAGGACGACAAAAAGAAGAAGGACCCGUGCGCAAAGUUCAAGAAAGGCGGAGACGACAAAAAGAAGAAUGAUCCCUGCAAGAAAAAGUACUCCACCUGCGCCAGUCCCUUGCUCGCCGAUUCUGUGUGCCAGCUUCAUGAGUCCCGCCAGGCGGCAGGAGCGCCGCCGGUCCGUUACUCUAGCCGUGCGGCAACUCCUUGCCGCUAUCUAAUCUAUUCGACGCUCGUGCGCCGUCACUAUGGCGGCAAGCCGACAAAAACGCAGCUCUGUGGCUUGACGGCUGGCGAUGCCACCACGUGGCAGCGUGGCUAUGCGAAGGGCAAGAAGGAUGGCAAGAAGGAGGAUGGUGGCAAGUGCGCGGUGCUGGAGCAGAAAUACCCCCUGAACCGUGGCAAGGACAAGAAGGCGCGCACCAAGGCACGCACCGAUUGCUACAUCGAUGGCGAGGAAUGCCCCAGGAUUUUCUGCACCGGAAAUUGUGCCAAGGUGCGCUUCCCGCGCAAGAAAUGCGACAAAAGCAAAAAGAAGAAGGGCGGCAAUAAGAACAAGUCCGGCAAAGAAGGAAAUAAAUGGCUUGCUCCGGACCAAUUCGCUGCCCUGGCCCCGGCCCAGUGGCAGCGCAGGCAGUUCUCCUGCCAGCCCCAGACAGAACUCGGUGACGAUCGCACCAGAUAUAUGAUCAAUAUUCCCAGACGCUAUGACAUCGAGAUGCUGGAAUUACCAUUAGCCCAGCCCAAGGAGUAUGAGGCGCUCAUCCGUGUGGGUUCUGUGGCACUCAGCGGCUCGGACAUUCACAUCUAUGAGAACGGCAAUGAGGACAUGAAGGACAUGUCGCUGGGGCACGAGGCCACGGGAUUUGUGGAGGAGCUGGGCUCCUGUGUACAGAAUUUACAAUUGGGUGAUCGUGUGGUGUGUGAGGCGACCAUUACCUGCGGUUUUUGUGAUCUCUGCAAGGAGGGCCGCUACCAAAUGUGUGAGCGACUGUGGUACAAGGGCUUUCUGGGCACCCAUCAGAUCCAUCAUGCCGAUCUCUGCCAUCGACUGCCCAAGAACAUCACCAUGGAGGAGGGCAGUCUCAUCCAGACGCUUGCCGCCGCCUGUGCCGCCUGCCUAAAGGGUGAAAUAUUGCCCAUCAGCAAUGUGCUCAUCAUUGGCUCGGGUCCCACCACAAUAGCGGCGGGUCUGGUGGCCAAAACCCUCAAUGCCAAGCAGGUGACAAUUGCCACCACCAUGAAUUCAACACUGGAAAUGGCCACCAAUCAAUUUGGACUCAAUUGUGUGCAGUACGACUCGAAUGGACUGUACAGCGAGGUGCUGGAGUCCAUCUACAGCCAGGGCAAAGAUUGGCCCAAUUUGGUCAUCAAUUUUGCCAUCUCCGAACAGACAAUGAACCUGGCCAUAGUGGCGCUGAAGCCCUGCGGCAUUUGUGUGCUGGCCGAAUGUGCAUCGGAGGUGGCCAGCUUCAAUACCGUAGAUCUGCUGAUGAAAAACAUCAAAAUGAGGCCCAGUUUUCGCUAUGCCAAUAUGUAUCCCCUUGCCUUGCAGCUGCUGUCCACCAAGCUGGCGCCUCUGCGCAAAUUAAUUGGCAACACCUAUCCCAUAACGCAGGUGGGUGAGGCCUUUAAGGAAGCCCAGCACGAGUCCAAUACGGGCAUUAAGAAGAUAAUAGUCAAUUGCUCGGAGGCCGAUACUGGCCGAAGGAUAUUGAGAAGACGAAGAGUAAAACAAGUCGACGAUUAGCUAGACAUUAAAUCAGUUCUUGUGUACAAGACCCGGUUCAAAA
This is a messenger RNA of Drosophila obscura, 4638 nucleotides long. RefSeq lists its product as uncharacterized. Gene Ontology annotation, biological process: D-sorbitol catabolic process. Bases 171 to 4595 code for a protein of 1474 amino acids. Gene Ontology annotation, molecular function: L-iditol 2-dehydrogenase (NAD+) activity; zinc ion binding. Lineage: Eukaryota; Metazoa; Arthropoda; Insecta; Diptera; Drosophilidae. The transcript has 4 exons. The record is from RefSeq and is a predicted model, not a curated record.